AAUAAGUCCAUCUGUGAAAUUUCUUUGCUACUAAAUAUUUCACAGUCAACUGUUAGUGGUAUUAUAACAAAGUGGAAGCAACUGGGAACAACAGCAACUCAGCCACUAAGUGGUAGGCCAUGUAAAAUGACAGAGAGGGGUCAGCGCAAGCUGAAGUGCGCAGAAGUGCGCAGAAGUUGCCAACUGUCAAUACUUAAACACCUCCAAAAUGUGGUCUUCAGAUUAGCUUCAUGGAAUGGGUUUCCAUGGCCGAACAGCUGCCUCCAAGCCUUACAUCACCAAGUGCAAUGCAAAGCAUCAGAUGCAGUGGCGGUAAUGCCACCACUGGACUUU
Molecule: messenger RNA, 333 nt
Organism: Staurois parvus
Lineage: Eukaryota; Metazoa; Chordata; Amphibia; Anura; Ranidae
Source: the annotation of a GenBank genome assembly